AUGUCUCCUCGGCACAGCAAAGACUCUGCCACGGGGGGUGAGCAGCGCCUCCCCUCGAAAGACAUGCCGCCCCUGCCGACCAACUUUCUGCCCGUCUUCUUUCGAAACCAGUUUCGCACAACAAUCGAGCUGCCGACUGCCGAGGCAUACCCAGAUGUGCACGGUAAGUGUGCCAUAGUCACCGGCGCCAACACCGGUCUCGGCUUCGAGUCUGCGGCGCAGCUGCUGAGUCUCGGACUGUCGCGCCUCGUCAUGGCUGUCCGGUCGCUCGAAAAGGGCGAGGCCGCUGCUGCAACACUUAGAGCCGUGAACCCGUCCGCCACAAUCGACGUUUGGCACUUGGACAUGGAGUCGUACGAGUCGAUACAGGGCUUCGUGCACAAGUGCGAGUCGCUGCCGCGUAUCGACGUGGCCAUUCUCAACGCGGGCAUCUCGCCCAUGCACUUUGCCACCGUUCCGGCGACAGGCCACGAGAGGACCAUGCAGGUCAACCACAUGAGCACGGUCCUUCUUGCCGUUCUCUUACUGCCAGUCUUGAAGCCCAAAUCCUCCGGCGCCCCUCCGCGGCUUACAGUCGUCAAUUCGGUCAUGGCGCACUUGUGUUCGUUUCCCAACAGAGACGAGCGGCCACUGCUGGCAUCAUUCGACGACACCAACGUUACGCCGUUCAACUCGUCUGAGAGGUACGGCGUGUCGAAACUGUUGUGCCAGCUGGCUCUCGUCCGUCUGGCCGACAUGGUCGACCCUGAAGCCAUCACCAUAAACAUGGUGGACCCGGGGCUCACCAAGGGCACUGGCCUCUCGAGAGACGCAACCGGGAUUGUGCGCUUGCUCGCCGGCGCGUUUCUCUCUAUCUGCGGCAGGCCGGUUGCACGGGGAGCGGCGACGUAUGUGGAUGCGGCCCUCCGACACGGCACAGAGUCUCACGGGUGCUUUCUGAUGAACUGCAAAGUCGCGGGGCUCGCUCGAUGGUACUAUAGUGGAGGCAAAGAGUUGUCAGAGCAGGUUUGGACGGAAACCAUGGACGAGCUCAGGUUCGCUGGGGUCGAGCAGGCAAUCGCCUCGGUUCAACGACUGAAAUGGAGACGAUGA
Molecule: messenger RNA, 1092 nt
Organism: Purpureocillium lilacinum
Lineage: Eukaryota; Fungi; Ascomycota; Sordariomycetes; Hypocreales; Ophiocordycipitaceae
Source: RefSeq, a predicted model, not a curated record